CGACAACUAACCGAGUAUAAGUACUUGUGUUUCUAUCCCCCAAAACAACCACGUCACUCCAAAACAAACUAUUGAACUUCGACCAAAGAAUCUCCGUCUCGCUCCGAUGCUUUUCGUCUUUCCUCCCAAUGGGAACCCUAAAAUUGAAAGAGGCAAAUAGAAUUGUUGACUCUGAGAUUGAAAUGUAUUCAUCCGUGUUGGAUUGGAAAUAUCAUAUGACUUAUGCCGGAGGAAAGAUUGAAAAGAGCGUGCCUCAACUUCUUCCAUCAAUGGCUUCCCUCGCCCAGUUUGCACUCAUCACUCUUGUACUUGCUCACUUCGCUUUCUUCUAUAAAUACCAGCAAGAACAACAGUCAAUCUCAUUAAUCCGAUUGUUCUCCAAAGACCACACCACCAACCAAAUCAACCCGCCACUACAUCGGAAUCCUUCUCGCCACCAUUUCCUUCAUCGUCGACCUCGCCGCCACCAGAAACAAAAGACAAGAUUCCUCAUAUAUUGUCAAAUUCUCAUAUGAAUUUCCUAUUUAGCGAUUUUAAAAAGCAUCACAUUUCAAACAUUGGAUAUGGUGUUCCACAACCGUCCGAUCGGGAGUUGCGCGCUCCGCGUGUCUGUUGGAUGAAUGUGUGACAUCUUAUUUACAAAAUUGACAUCGCGUUCACCCAAUGAUCACGAAGCGCCCAUUGCUCGAUUAGACGAUUGUAAACAUUAUAAGAACAUUCUUACAAACAGGGGCGGAGCCAGAAUUUCCCAGACUGGGGGGGUCGAAAAUAAUAAUAAAACUUAUGUGGAUAAAACUCGUGUGCUUUAAGACACAAAUUAAACUUGACUACCAUUAGACCACAUAACUAUUACAUGACAGAAUUUACAGAACAAGUUCUACUUAUAAAAUUUGUACUAAAUAUCCUUAAAGACCUAAGGGCCGGGAUCAAUCCCGGGAGGCUCCCUAGCUACAAUGUAGCUCCGCCCUCUGCUUACAAAUGAUGUUGUAAGCACUAUAGCCGGAUUGUUCGUCUCACCCUUUAAAAAUUUCAUCAUAAACUAAAAGCAUUUGCUGCAGUAAAGUCCAUAGAUAUGGCUAGCUUGUAUUAUGGUACUAAUAAUGUCCACUGGUGUCAGCAAAAACCCAGCUGAAGCCUGUCCCUUAAGUUCAUCAUCAUCGAAACUCUUCAUCAUGGGUAUUAACUCAACCUAAAUCACUUGAUUUAUGAAUCAACAGUACUGGUCGACAUAAACAUAGGUUUGGCUGGCUUAUUUGUGUCCAUUAUUGUUGUGAUCAUCAUCAACAAAAAUCACACGUACAUCGAAUAGUCGGGACGCGCCGGUGUAUUCAUUUAUACACAAGGGAUCGGAUCAUGACCAUAUCAUCCUUUUGGGCAAAAAAUUGCACGAAAGGUGUUUGAUGGAAUGAUUGAUCCACGUAUUCAAUAGGACACCCGCUUCAGUUGAGUGGGGGAUAUGGAAAUGGAUGGAAAGUUAAUGCUGCUUUCAAUUCCCAUUAUCUUGAUUUUCUUCCUUCUUUAGGUCCAUGAAUUCCACUCAUUUCCCCUUUAUCUAUGGCUAAAUGCCGACGCAUUAAGGCAAAAAAUGCAGAUUGAUGAUUGAUGCUUACAGGUCGAGGUUGGACUUUUUGGUCCUGGUUUUGUUUGCUUUCCCUAACCCUCUUGCUCCCUUUGCAAAAUACUCCGACUCCUCUCUAAAUCGCUAUUAAAGUGCAAAAGAUGUCAUUAAAACGAUUUAACAAUUGAAAAUGUGUAGAUCGAUAAUCGGACGGAAUUAUUUCUUGCAUAUGCUCCACUUUUGUAGACACGGUAGCUGAAUUGAUUAUCAAACUACAUCAAUGCCAUUAGAUACAUAAUAUUACUGGCUAUAAAAUCUGUUCAUAAAAAAAAAUCCAGAUUUUGCCAUGAGAAAAAUACAGGGUGAGUUUAUGGAAACACAGUCAGUAGCCCACGCUCUUUACCAUGCGCGUGGUGUAAUGGGGUUUGUUUCUGUUCCUAUCUAUCCGUUGCGGAAAGUGGGCCCACGAGGCACGACCAAAGCCUUCAAAGUCCAACCUGUUAGUCAACCAAACUCGAUGACCCAUGUCUCGCUCGACGCCACGUCGCCUUCUUCCCCGCCGCGACCCGCCAAAAUCUCUCGUCACCGCCGCCGGAGAGUGAUUUACACGCUCCCUAGUUCUGGUUACCCCUGGUUUUUUUUUUGUGACCCAUCUUUACUUUAAUUGCAGUUAAUCAAAAGAGUUUAAAUGUUGAGUUAUUAUUACCAGAUUGGCAGAUUCUGUUCCAUUUAUUGUUAAUAAUCUGAAACAAGUAUGUUAAAUUGUUAAUUAUACCUAGGUAUUGGGACGAUUUUUUCAUAUUGGUAUUAAUUAUUCUUUUCUUAUGGAUAUUAACUAUCCUUUUAAACACGUUUUUUUGAGCGUAUUUUCAUCCCUUCCUGAUACCAAACAAAGAAACAAUCGAUAAAACGUAUAUCACAAAUACAAUAGUAAAAUAUAGCGAUAAAAUUACACCAACUAGUCACUAAAGGUGAUUUAACAUCAAAUUGAAACAAGAUUCAUGUUUGUGAUUCAGUUGCGGUGCUUAAAUCACCAAAUAUAAGGACAUCCUUACCAUGUUUUGUCAUUCAAUCGAAUCUUGGGAGCUCCGAAACACGUUCAUCCGACAAUUUGUAAAAUGCUUAACGCCUAGCACUAGAUCGAAUAGUUGCCGUCGCCAUAAGCAGGGUAACCGGAUUCGGUACAAUAAGGCAUACACGUAUUAUCAUCGCAAGGCUUUGCCCGACCCUCACGCGCUUCACGAACAAAGUGAUAUUUAUAACUGAAGGUCCUAAAAAAGAAUAAAAUAAAAAAGUAAAAGACCCACCUCCCCACCCAGUCCUGGAAAAGGGAAAAUGGGGAUUGGGGAAGAAGCAUUUCAUUUCACUUCAUUCCAUCGAUGAAAAUUGGUUUUUCCCUUUGCUUCUUCUUCACCCAUGUAAUCUGCUCCCUUCAUAACCUCUGCCGAUUCUCUCUCAUAAUUUCCCAUUAAUACUUUCACAAUCCAAUCUCUCCAAGCAAAGAAGCUCUGCUCCCUUCUUCCCCCUGUCUCUCUGCCCCUCAACCCACCAAAAAGAACAAAAAUAGAAUUGCAAAUUUGUCUCCGUAUAAAAAUGGCGGUGGUUCCAUUUCUGUCCGCCAUGAAUGUUGUUUCCCUUGCACACUACACUUCUCCUUUCCCAUCCCUACUUUCUCUUUAUCCUUAGCGCACUACCCAUUUUCUCCCCCUCUAAAAAUUUUCUGUCUUUUUGCCCACCCAAAUGGCGAAAACCACGCCCAACGAAGAGCAAGACACGGCCAUGCAUCCGCCCUUCGAUUUCGGCAACAAGUUGAAGCGGCUGAGGCUCUACUACGAGCCGUCCGUUGGGGUUUUGGGGGUUUUUAUAGUGACCCUCUGCGUCAUCCUCUGUUUCUUCUACUUGGACUACAGGGAAGUGAUUGGAAAAGUGUACAGAGUUCCUUCGAAAUCGGAGAGGUUUAUGUGGAUACAGUUUGGUAACGGCUCUAUUGACAAGGAAAGAGUUGAUUUUUUGAAGGAGGAAGGGAAUCAGUGCGAUGUUUUCGAUGGGGAGUGGGUCUGGGACGACGAUUACCCGCUCUAUCAGUCCAAAGAUUGCAGCUUUUUGGAUUCUGGGUUUCGUUGUAGCGAAAAUGGACGGCCGGAUUUGUUCUACACCAAAUGGCGAUGGCAGCCCAAGCAGUGUAACUUGCCCAGGUUUGAUGGGAAGUUGAUGUUGGAGAGGCUAAGGAACAAGAGGCUGGUGUUUGCUGGGGAUUCGAUAGGGAGGAACCAAUGGGAGUCGAUGCUCUGCUUGUUGUCGUCGGUGGUCGCCGACAAGGGUUCGGUUUACGAGGUGAACGGGAGUCCGAUUACGAAGCACAAGGGGUUUUUGGUGUUCAAGUUCAAGGAUUACAAUUGCAGCGUGGAGUAUUACAGGUCGCCGUUCCUUGUUCAGCAGGGCAGGCCGCCGUCUGGGGCGCCGUCCAAGGUCCGGCUGACGCUUCGAUUGGAUCAAAUGGAUUGGAACGCUGCCAAGUGGAGGAAUGCUGAUGUGCUGGUUCUGAAUUCGGGGCAUUGGUGGAAUUAUGAGAAGACUAUGAGAGGGGGAACUUAUUUCCAAGUAGGGCAAGAAGUGAAAACGGAGAUGAGAGUUGAGGCAGCCUACAGAAGGUCCAUGGAGACUGUGAUGCAAUGGAUAGUGAAUGAAGUCAAUGCAAGUAAGACACAAGUCUUCUUCCGGACAUUUGCUCCCGUCCAUUUCAGGGGAGGGAAGUGGAACACAGGGGGGACUUGCCAUCAGGAGUCUUUGCCUGAGCUAGGGGUAUCCCUUGUGCCAUCAGAAACAUGGAAACAGUUCGAGGCAGCAACCGAUGUUCUGUCUAAUCGAACAAGCCAAGAUCGAAGUUUUGAGCUUCUGAACAUUACUGGGAUGUCUGCAAGAAGGAAAGACGGGCAUUCGUCUCUGUACUAUCUAAGAUCCCAGCCAGCGCCGUUGCGGAAGCAGGACUGCAGCCAUUGGUGCUUGCCCGGAGUCCCUGACUCUUGGAAUGAACUUCUCUAUGCUUUGUUCCUUAAGCGUGAAGGUAGAACAAGCCAUCCUGCACUUAACUCGUCAUCGUUGUCGUCGGAUGAAGCACUGAAUUCGUGACGAUGGAUAGGGAGAAAUUGGUUGAAGGAAAGAGGACGCAAGUCAUUUUUGCAGGUGAAUAGCAGAUUUGUAGAGAUGGGUUCUGCUGAUUUAUGCAGAAUUGGGUGACAUAUAUUAAUUAUUGGAAUUAUAGAUGAAUAGAUAGGUUGGGGACGUAGUAAGUAAUGUUGUCCGGACGAAUUAAUAGUGGGUAAAUGGAAAAUCUGUAAUUAGCAUUUCGUUCAAAUUUUAUUUAUUAUUUUUUUUACUUAACACGUGUUACUUCGUGGGAUAUUGGUAAUGCCAAAGCCUAAUGGCUACUACUAGGGGUGCGAAUCAAUCCGGUUUGAAUCAGAUUGAAUUGGUUAGUUGACGAAACUGUUGGGACUGUUAGAUUCUAGGAUGAUCGCAACUGUUUACGGUUAAACGAUUUUGACUUACUGUUAAGUGUACCAUUUAUAUUAGCUGGUUAGUCAUAAUAGAAGGCAAUGUACAUAUAUAUUAGGGUUGGCCAUUCGGUUUUCGAUUAGCAGAUAACAAUCGGUUAUGAUCGAAAUCGACCGGUUAUAGGCUAUUUGAAAACCUCCCAAUCAAGAACAAAAACUCAGUUUUACUUACUCGGCUCCUGCACCCAAUUCCACACCCCAAAGAGCAAAAAUCCAGAAACUCAGAGAAUCUAGGACCAUGGUCUCUUCGAUUUGGUCUAUAGAUGCAGCCAUGCAGGGACGGCGACGAAGAAGGUGGGCGCCACCCGCCGAGCAGCACGGGGAAGAGAAGAAUCUGAGACUUCUCACCUUCUGCAUGGUUCAGGAUCUGGGGAUUCCGGAUUUGGAUGAUAGAAGCACGCCCCCAUCCUCCCUCUUCGCGAGUAUGGUUUCGUGAUCUAGGGAUCUAGGGAUUGGUGGGUGCGGCGGGAAGAUAGGUCGGAGAAGAUGAGGAGAGAUGAAGAGUCGCUGUCGUCCUUCCUCCUUCUCCGACUUCUUGGUAGCGGCAACGGGAUUGGUGGGUGCGGCGGGAGGAUUGGUAGGUGAUGUGAGAUGAAGAAAUGAAGGAGAGAUGAGGAGACGAUGAGAGAUGCAGAGAGAUGAAGAGUAGGAUGAUUUCAACUCUAGUCCCUAUCUCACUUUUAGUUUUUAGUUCUUUUUAGUUUUUCAAUUAGUUAAAUAAAUAAUUAUUAUAAUAACAAAUUAUUUCGAGUAGUCGAUUAACCGAGGUUUUAACCGUAACCGACCGGUCGGUGUCGCGGUUGAUCGAAGCAUGACGUCGGUCGAUGGUCGGGAACCCAAAAAGACAGUUUGGUUAACCAAAAAUCGAGAUUUCAGUUAUCGGUUAAACCAAAAUCAAUCGAAAUCCAGCCCUAAUAUAUAUCUUCAAUUCAUCUGCUUUUAGUUAUUAGAUGUCGAAUUGGCUUUGCUCAAUUCUUUGUUGGCUAACUCAUGAUUAUGGGUGUAAUUCGUUCAUACAGAAACCUUAAAUAAAUGACUAAUAUCAACGACAAUCUUCACAGUACCUUCAAUGUAUCAUUGCUUGAUAACAGAGAGGUAUGUGGAGCUGAACAAUAUUCUAUACAAAAAUUAUUGGCAAGGACAUAUCUCGACAAAGAUUUGCACCUUUAUUUGGAUUGCGCAACGGAAGAAAAUACUCACCCACGACCCGUUGAAGAAAAGUGGAUGGACCUUCCCGGGCAAAUGUGUGCUUUGCAAUGCAAGCGAGGAGGAUGCGAGCCACAUUUUCAUUACCUUUAGAUUUGCAGCCAGCCUGUGGAAUAUCAUGUGAACCUUUAUGCAGAUUGAUCCACGUCCCGGAGACAUCGCACAAGUCAUUCAUAGCUGACCUCGAGAAAAACCAAAUGAUCUAAAGCAGUGGUGCACCAAGACAAUAUUACAUGUCUUUUGUUGGAGUGCAUGAAAGGAAAGAAACAAUAGAAUUUUAU
Linum trigynum is the source of this 6599-nucleotide messenger RNA. Lineage: Eukaryota; Viridiplantae; Streptophyta; Magnoliopsida; Malpighiales; Linaceae. The record is from the annotation of a GenBank genome assembly.